Molecule: messenger RNA, 2312 nt
Organism: Asparagus officinalis (garden asparagus)
Lineage: Eukaryota; Viridiplantae; Streptophyta; Magnoliopsida; Asparagales; Asparagaceae
Product: lipid phosphate phosphatase 2-like
Exons: 4
Coding region: 1612-2127 (171 amino acids)
Biological process (GO): phospholipid metabolic process
Molecular function (GO): phosphatidate phosphatase activity
Source: RefSeq, a predicted model, not a curated record
UAGGAAUCCCAAUAAACUGUUAUCAAAACAAAUUAGGAAACAUAUUAGAAACCUGCUAUCCAAUAUGGCAUUAUCCUCAUUGCAUUACGGUUAGGUUUCGUGAACAACUUCAUAAAGAGUCAAGGCAGAACUGUUCAUAUUUUCCCUCUCAUUUUCCGUUUGGGGUUUUAUGGAGAAGAAUAAAUAGCUCAGUUAUUGUUCGUUUGGGUAUAUUAGAUUCUUGUUCUUGGUAAUGAUUGAAGAGUGAGCAAACCCUUUAAACAUCUUUGGAUCAAGUGAUAACUUUGGAGAAAAUCAAGAAGAAAACCUUAUCUCUUACCUGACAAAGAAAAAGACCCGAUUCAGACCAAAAUCCUAAAUGUAUCUCAAAAAAGAUUCUAACCCAAUUUUGUUUUAAUUUAAAUAAUUCCUUUACCUACAGAUAGACAUUGAAAUUAUCUAAAAAAUUUCAAAUUACAAUGGUCAAUUGUUUAAACAAUCUGGAUUAACUAACUCCAUCUGUCAAUCGCAUCAAUGACUUCCACAUACACUCGCUCAUGAGUCUAUAUUUAGAAUCCAAUUGGAUGGUGAGCAUCUGGAAUGAGAUAGCAAUUGAUCUGGCAAGAAAUGAAAGACAGUUAAUUUGGAUUCACAAGCUUGAUGAGAGGCAAAUGGUCUGAAUAUAAGAGAUUGCACCGUAGUUGUUGCUGACUUGACAAAAGUGGCCUUCUAGUGGAAUCUGAUAUCUUAUAUUCAGAUAAACCUAUCAUCAUUGAUCCCCCAAUAAACUUUCGCUUAACUCUUUCAAAACUUGAAUACUAUUUGGGAAUGGAGCUCAAUUAUCAUGCCUAACAUUUAGUUAUUUCCUUCCACUAACCAGUGUAUCCAUCUAUUUGUUUCUCCAACCAAAUUCUGCAGAUUCCGUGAUGUGAUGCAGCCUCAGAGAAAUUUCUUAAGAGGAGCUUUGACUUUGAUUUAUCUAGGAAGGCAGGUUGAAAUCAAAAGCGAAAAAACUUUGCUUGAAUUUAUAUUCUACUCAUUCUUCCUAUGCUUACAUAAACUUCAGAGUGUCACCAUCAUAUCAAUGAAGCUUGGUCAGAUAUGUAUUAUAAUGCUGCUUUUUUCCUGCACAAGGUAUUUAAUUUCCAUUUCCAAUCCUAUCCAUGGAGGUUGCAGAUUAUCAUGAGAUAAGUUUUAAUGGUACGCUUUGAACAUCUGGCUUAACUGAACAAGGAUGACAAUAUUGGGGAACAUUCGCAAGAAGGGCAUUCUAUUGCAUAGUUAUUCUUUCUAAAUUUUGCAAAUUCAUGUUUUCAUACUAGUUUAAACAAUGAGAAAAUAGCUCGAUGCUUACUGUAUCUAUGAAAUAUAUGAUCAACAUGGUCCAGAAUAAGUCUAAUUUUCUCAUUAUAACUUGCCUUAUUCAAAUUUAAUUUGGGAAUCUUACUUGAGACUUAACUACUUAUUACUCUACGCAGAAUUUGAAGAACUUGUUCUGGUUUAGUCUGAUCCAGAUUUUUCUGUGUAUCAGGACAAUAUGAGGGAGAUUCAGCUGGGCGCACACACAGUUCAGUCUCAUGGUGUUAAAGUAGCCAAGUCUCACAAACAUGACAAUGAGGAAUAUUCUGCUGUAUGUCUGUCCAGGUGUAUGAUAAAGUAACUGGAAAUGUUAUCUGUAAUGGAGCUAAAAAUGUCAUAAAGGAAGGUUACAAGAGUUUUCCUAGUUGUCAUACUUCAUGGUCCUUUGCAGGACUUGGCUUUCUUGCAUUGUAUUUGUCUGGGAAAAUCAGAGUGUUUGACCAUCGGGGUCAUGUGGCAAAGCUUUGCAUUGUUUUCCUCCCAUUACUUAUUGCAUGUAUGAUUGGAAUUUCACGAGUGGAUGACUAUUGGCAUCAUUGGCAGGAUGUCUUUGCUGGUGGUCUUUGCAGCGUAAUGGCUACAUUUUGCUAUCUACAGUUCUUCCCUGCCCCUUAUCAUGAUGAAGGUUGGGGACCUUAUGCUUAUUUCAGGAUGCUGGAGGAGACACGAGGGCUGGCAAACCCAACACUUCCAGUGAACCAGCAAGCUGAAGAAAGUGUCACUAUCAGAUUGCCUGAGACACACCAUGCACGCACCAUACUCGAUGAAAUGGAAUCCGGAAGUGCGUAAAUUAAAAUGUGACUCAAAGAUAAAUUUUGGCCUGAAAUUUUUUUUAAUGUACUGGUUCUAAUUCAUGACCCCAUGUUCAUGGUUUCAUCACAUUCCACGAGAUUUAUAAGGGUGAAGGACAAUGGUUCAGCAUGUACCUCAAACAACAUCUUAGGAUAGUUACUUUUUGAAAUUUUGCACGAAAA